Molecule: messenger RNA, 5014 nt
Organism: Diorhabda carinulata
Lineage: Eukaryota; Metazoa; Arthropoda; Insecta; Coleoptera; Chrysomelidae
Product: leucine-rich repeats and immunoglobulin-like domains protein sma-10
Exons: 2
Coding region: 262-1053 (263 amino acids)
Molecular function (GO): protein binding
Source: RefSeq, a predicted model, not a curated record
UUUUUUUUUCGAAUACAAUCCACAAACAAUAGCCAUAGUGUUGUGAACAGUGUACGGCAGCGUAUUUGAAAUACGUAUUAUAAGACCUUUCAACCUCGCGUAUCGUUUAGGUGCUAAAACUGUCGAUAAUAAUUUUGAAUCAAAAUGUUUUUAAAAUUUAACGCUAUCUGGUGACGCAACUGGAAGAUAAAGUUAAAUGUUACCAGAAGACAUAACAGUAUACAUGUUUUACCAAAAGUGGUGGCGUUAAAACAAGGAAAAAUGGAUUUAUGUGCAAUUUUUUUUGUAAUUUCUCUAUGCAAACUGUCAACAUCAAUACCAUCAUCCAGACCAGAGAAUACUACGGAGGUUUUAGAAACUACGACACAGAUGCCAUGUUUCAUAAUCGAAAUGGGAAAAUCUUUGACGUCGAUUCCGAGAGGUGCACCGCACGUUAAAGCAGUUAACUAUGGUUACAAUAUUUUCUACAGCCUGCCUCAGUACGCUUUUUCAUUCAACAAUUUCGUGCUACUAGAAAGAAUCCAAUUACAUCAUAAUCAAUUAACCAGCAUUCAUCGGAAGGCUUUUAGACAAUUAGAUCAAUUGAAAUCGGUGGAUCUGUCCGGGAAUAACCUCACAACAUUAGACUUAUACACGUUCAAAACUAAUACGAAUUUGGAAAAAUUAGAUCUGACUUCGAAUAAAAUCCGUUUUAGAAACAAACCCUUCCUAUAUUCUACAUCUUUAGUAACAUUAAUUUUGAGUGAUAAUAGAAUAGAACAAAUUUUCGUAAAUAAUUUUAGUAAAUUACCAAAAUUGAGAAAUUUAGUUUUAAAUUCCAACGUAAUUUUUUUUAUAGCCGACUGCAGUUUCGCGCCAUUGAAAGAUCUUGUAUAUUUAUCAUUAGCGCAUACAGGUGUCUACAGAUUAAGUACGGAGAUGUUCUCAAACAGUAGCUACCCCAGAAUAAUCGACGUCACGGAUUCCCCAUUAGCUACUAAAUUUAAUCCGCCAUUGAGAAAAGUUAAAAACGAAGGUGUGAGAGAUUUGAUUAAUAUCGAUAAAUAUUUUUGACAUAUUAUAGUACAAGUCUUCAUAUUGAAGAUUAUUGGGACUAUUAUGUUUUCCAGACAAUGUGGUACCAUUGUCAACGACUGAAUAUGUUUUUGUAAUGCCUCAGAAAGAGUAUUAAUUGAAUAUUUAAACGAAUGGAGAAAAUGUAUGUUUGUACUUGUUGAUUUUUUUAUAUUUAUGUAUAAAAAGGAAAAAGAAUAUAAUAAAAAACUCGCAGAUGCGUUGGUGAAGAAAUACUAAGACUGGGUGCUUUCAAAGUAAUCUAAAAGAUUCACCAAAAAAAAUCCUCGAAGAAUUGUAUUUAACAAAUGAACUUUGAAGCGGAAGAUUUCUAGUUAGAUAAUUUUUUGUUCUUAGUAACACUACAGAUUUUCAAAAAUUGUCGUUUCAUACAUUAAGAUCUACAAUUAAAUUCUACAGUUUUAACUAUAGUCUACAGCAAAUGUUCGGAUCCAUUUGGAAACAUAAAUAGGUAGAAAUUUAUUUCCAUUCUCUUAUAAAUUAUACAUUUCAAUAAAAAGUUUUUACAUCAACAUAUUAAUUUAGAAAGACACUUGAUCACACCACGUGAAGAAGUUAUUAUACCAGUAUUUUCUCAUACUGUCCCUUUUUUACAAACUUAUUUACAAUCUCUUCUACAAUAGGUAUAGUGAGUGAUAUUUCUUCUCUAUUUACCUCUAUCUUGCACUCCCUGUUUAGCUCAUCUCUAUUCAGUCUUCUUUUCUCCAGGUUUUUUGCUAUUUCUUCAUUACAUUCCCUUCUGGCUCUGCCCUUUCUCUUUUUUUUAUUGGACUAUUUUGUCCUCCUUCAUUUUCACUUUAUGUCUAAACCAAUCCAAACUGAUGUUGUUCGAUUUUUUGCACCAUACUCACCACGUUUAGUAUCUUCAUUUCACAUGUCGUUAUCGUUUGCUUAAAUUUACUGGUUAGAGCCUAGGAUUCGCAACCAUAAAUCAGCAUUGGUAGCAUUUUUGUACGUUAUGUUAUUAGCUGAAGAAUACUCUGUACAUAGCUCCAUAUAUAGAUAUUAUUUUAUUUACCAUAUCGACUACAUCUUCGUCUAUUUCAUCUGGACUGAUGAUUAUCCCUAGAUACUUUAUCUUGUUUACGCAAUUCUUGUAUUUGCACAGUUAUUUUCUUCCAUAUUAGUUCCAAAUCUAUAUUUUCCCAUUCCCAUUCCCAUUGUCUUCCCAUGACGUAGUUUCCUAAAAUCCCUUUCUUAUGGGGAUAUUACCUUUUUAUGGGGAUUAUGUUAACAUAAAAAACUUUUGUUUGAUAAAAUCCUGUAGCUUCUACGAGGACACAUCCACACUUCUGCAGAUUUCCUAUCUAAAGCAUUUUUUCGUGGGUUUGUAUAGGAAUUCCGUUCUAAAUCUUCACUCUGCAUUAUCUGCUUUACCCAGCCUUUUUAGUAGUUCCUGUGAAAGCGAUGAAAAGAUAUCAUAUUUUCGUUAAGAAUCAAAUAUCUCUUGUUUUGCAAUCAAACUUUUUUUUGUUACUUGAAAGUUUCUGAUCCACUGAAAGGUUUUUUUGCUUCUUUGUAUGUUGACCAAAGUCACUGCAAUCAUUUGAUUCUGGACGCGAACAACUCCCGCAUGGAUUACGGAUUGGGUAUUUAAAGAAUGAAGUGAAGAUUGGAAAUCAGUUAUUUACAUCUAAAACUGUCAUGUGUGAAUGGAAAUGAGAAAAAAAUAAUAAUUAAUACACCAUCAAAUUACAAAAUGAAAUUGACAGUAAAGCUUCUGUAUACCUAUAAUAUUAGUUAUUACGACGCAUAUAAAAAACCUGCGGAUUUCACAUGAUAAAAACUAUUUUGCAUGCAUAAUGUACUUUUGUCAUAUCCUCUAUCGUCCAUAAUGUGAAUAUUGAAACGAGUUUUGCAUGUUAUUAAUUAUUCUGCUACUUCCUGUUGAGAUGUAAACACCUCUUGCUUAUCUAAUAACGCUAAGUAAGAUUUUUGAUGAAUACUAUAAUUUAUGAGUUGAUUUAUUGUUUUAGUUUCAUAUUUUUUUGCAAAAAUUUACCGGAAAUUGAAUGUUUUAUAUAAUUUGAAUGUGAACUAUUACCCAAAAUACAUAAGAAAGGACUAAUAAACUGUUUCUUUUUGAAUAGAGAAAUAUUUUACAACAUCUUCUGUCAACAGAUUUUCUUUCACAGUUAAAAGUUUAUUUAUGUAGUAGUCAGUCAGAAACAUUAAAUGAUUUGUCACGUUUAGUUUUAGAAAUACUUAUUCAACAAUGAAAUAAUCAAAAAUGACAAAUUUUGAACUUCUUUCUAUAGUUUUCCAGAUCAUUUUUCCAUGCCGAUUAAGAUACCUCCAAAACAUGUAAUUUCUAGGCAUCAUUCGCUUCUUCAGGUGUAGAAAAACUUUUUUAUUUUAUUUUUGAACUGAUGUGUGAUAGAUCGCAUUGUCGUAGUGGAAAAUGAUUCGUCUCCUGCGAUUGGUAUCCCUGAUUCUUCUGCUAAGCAGAUGUCGGUGUACUAUCCAGAAUUAACCGUGCUCCAACCACUUUUGUAUGAUUUAGCUCGUCUUGAAAGAUCCAUCAUUUUGCCAUUGAACAUGUAUGGGAUAUUAUUAAAAGGAAACUGUCCAGUUUAUGCGACACUGUACAGAUUUUGGCGCAAAUUAUUCCAAGAAGCUAAAGAGCUACAAUCAGACAUACAAGAUUUUGUUUUAUUGGUACCUAGGCUUGUCCAAGGAUUGCUUUCUUUUUAGAACACAUAUUGAUAAAAUUCUGAUUAUAAACAGCGGGUGUAUAGUCGUGAGACAUACACAAAAUAUGAGAUACUGAACGAAUUAUCUAAAUAUACUGAAUGUUUAUCAUAAAAUUAGUUCUACAAAAAACGAGGAGACCGCUUAUUUGAUUCCUUGAUUCGUUGUAUUGCAAGCAAUAAAUUAUAUCUUUUAUAGUAUGCUCAAAUUGUAAUAACAUGCUUCACUGUGAUAUUAAGUUGAUGUUUUCCUAGGUAUACAUUUUAGGCUUUCCACCUACAGCACAGCUUGUGAAAUUUCAAAUUACCGCGCAAUAUACAAGGAUGGUUCAGAAAUAAACCAGAAUUUUGCUAUAAAAAAUUUCAUUAUUAAGUUACAAAUAUGAAAUUCUUUAGAGUUUUUCUUAAUAGUCACAGUUUACACACUUUUUCCACUUUUCAGGAAACUAUAUGAUCCUUUUUCAUAAAUAUUUCUCGGUUAGUCACGUUACCAUUCGCGCACGAAGGAUUCUACUUUGGCACUGCUUUCGAAUUGCAGUUUCAAUGGACCAAAUAAAUAAUAGUGACAUGGCCAUAAAUCGGGACUAUAAGAAGGGUGUUCUUCGCAUUUAGUACCGCUUCAAUUUUCCAAAAUUAGUUUUUCUGCAGCGUUUUCGUUCUCAUUGGAAACAAUUGUUUUGGUUUGCAUCGAGUACAGCCAUUAUUUAUUUGAACCACUCUCGUAAAUUGCUUUAUAACUUGAUUACCUAGUACCAUAAUGGUUUAUUACAAUUUGAGCUGCUAAAUACAGUUAACAAUGUUCCUAAAUAUAUUCUCAAAAAAGUAAAAUAUAUCAAACUCCAAUCCGGUUGUACCCUUUCAUAUUUGAAUCAAAUGUAUGUUUCGGAUCGAUUUCAAACUAGUGUAAUAACAAAUAAUCAACCUUUAAUCGCUUAGAUUUUAUUUAUCUGCCACCUAGUGGAACUUUUAAAGAUUAUUAAAGAACAAACCAGGUUGUAAAAUGAUUAUUGCGCAUGAUUUUUACAAUUAAAACAAUCUGAACUGUUUCUGUUUCAGAUCACUAUUUGAGGAUAAACUGCUUAUUGCAUGUUUGGUUUGUUAGACUAUUUAUAUUUUUCAACUUGGUUAAAUGUUUGUUAAAAUUCGAUAUGUUUUACUUUUUAUUUAUACCUUUUAAUUAAUCUAAUCUUAUAUGUACGAAUGUACCUGAUUAAUUAACUAUUUUUUAAUAAAUAUAUAUAUAAGAAUUU